Myripristis murdjan (pinecone soldierfish) is the source of this 2980-nucleotide messenger RNA. It is a transcript of the gene prpf39, whose product is annotated as PRP39 pre-mRNA processing factor 39 homolog (yeast). The record is from RefSeq and is a predicted model, not a curated record. Gene Ontology annotation, biological process: mRNA 5'-splice site recognition; RNA processing. NCBI's taxonomy places the organism in Eukaryota, Metazoa, Chordata, Actinopteri, Holocentriformes, Holocentridae. The coding region runs from base 146 to 2533 and encodes 795 amino acids. Gene Ontology annotation, cellular component: U1 snRNP; U2-type prespliceosome; commitment complex. Gene Ontology annotation, molecular function: protein binding; pre-mRNA 5'-splice site binding. The transcript has 15 exons.
CGGACGCCGUACCGAGCAUGCGCAGUGCGCCCCUCUCCGCGGAGCGACUUCAAGUUGUAGAGAAUGAGAGGUGAAGCGCGGCUGCGGUCGUUGUUGGCUAGAUAAAGUACCCGAGAUAACGACACACUAGUUUGAGCGAAAUUUCAUGGAAGAUACUGACCUGCACCUCUCAGAUGAGCCCAUGACGGGAAUGCUGGACACAGACUCCCCAAACAGUGGGGACUCUCCUGCCAUGGAGGGCGGCGGGGACGGCUUUCUUCCUGGCCUUCCUGUUCUUGCCAAUGCUGCUGAGUGGUCCCUGGAGCAGGUUCCUCCAGACACUCUCACCACCAUCUUGCCUGAAGAUUCAGAUUUGUCCCAGGAUGCUCCGGGGCAGCAACAGCCAAACCAGCAAGUGAAUUCCGCAGAACUAGGAUCAGUGGAGAAGGCGGUGGAGCAUUUCCAGAUUGCCAGUGCUCAGCUCUACCAACAGGAGCAGCCACCGCCACCGCCACCGCCACCCACAGAGGAGGCCCAGCAGCCGUCAGUAGAGUACACGACAGAGUCCUCGCAGUCUCUGCAGCAGAGCGAGGACAUGACUACAGAGGCCACAGGACAAGAUGGCACAGGAGAUGGGACCCAGGAGCCACAGAUGACAGAGGAUGGCAUGGAGCUGGAGGAUGCAUCCAAAGAGACGAUAGAGGAACCUGCUGUUCCUGCAGAGCCACAGCUUCCUACUGAGUUUGAAAAGCUCUUUAAAGGGUGUGAGGAUAACCCAGAGGACUUCAAUGGUUGGGUCUAUCUGCUGCAGUAUGUAGAGCAAGAGAAUAACCUUGUAGCUGUGAGAAAGGCAUUUGAUGUAUUCUUCCUCCGCUACCCCUACUGCUACGGCUACUGGAAGAAGUAUGCAGAUAUAGAGAAAAAACAUGGCAACAUCCAAGUUUCAGAAGAGGUAUACAGAAGGGGCUUACAGGUGAUUCCUCUCAGUGUGGACCUGUGGCUGCACUACCUGGCUUUCAUCAAAGAGAAUGCAGACCCCACUGAUCCAGAGACCGAAGGGCGCAUUCGAGCUGCCUAUGAACAUGCAGUGCUUGGAGCAGGCACAGACUUCCGCUCAGACCGCCUGUGGGAGUCAUAUGCCAACUGGGAGACAGAGCAGCAGAAACUUGCGAAUGUCACCGCCAUCUAUGACCGCAUCUUGGGCAUCCCAACUCAGCUGUAUUCACAGCAUUUCCAGAGGUUCAAAGACCAUGUGCAGAACAACAACCCCAAACAUUUCCUGUCUGAGGAAGAGUUUGUUCAGCUGAGGUUGGAGCUCUCCAAAGCUAACCUGGCAGCCAACAUUGGUGAAGAUGGAGACACGCCUGUUGCUGAGGAGGAGCUGCCGCCUGGUACUGAGGAUCUUCAGGAUCCUGCUAAGAGGGUGACAGAGAUUGAGAACAUGCGCCACAAGGUGAUUGAGACUCGGCAGGAAGUGUUCAACCACAACGAACAUGAAGUCAGCAAGCGUUGGGCCUUUGAGGAGGGGAUUAAGAGACCGUACUUCCAUGUGAAAGCCCUAGAGAAGACCCAGCUGAACAACUGGAAGGAAUACCUGGAUUUUGAGAUUGAAAACGGGACUCCGGAGCGUGUGGUCGUUCUCUUUGAACGAUGCCUCAUCGCUUGUGCGCUCUACGAAGAGUUCUGGACCAAGUAUGCAAAAUAUCUAGAGGGCUACAGCAUUGAUGGGGUGAGACAUGUCUACAAGAAGGCGUGUACCAUCCAUCUGCCCAAGAAGCCGGCUAUCCACCUGCUGUGGGCGGCCUUUGAGGAGCAGCAAGGGAAUGUUGAGGAGGCUCGUGGUAUCCUGAAGUCUCUAGAGGAAGCAGUCCCAGGUUUGGCUAUGGUGCGCCUGCGGAGGGUCAGCCUGGAGCGUCGCCAUGGUAACUUGGAGGAGGCCGAGACCCUGCUUCGGGAGGCUAUGGCUUCAGGGAAGAAUGCAAGCGAGACAUCGUUCUAUGCUGUGAAGCUGGCCAGGCAGUUGGUGAAGGUGCAGAGAAGUAUAAGCAAGGCCAGGAAGGUGCUGCUGGAUGCUAUUGAGAAAGACCAGACGAGUCCAAAACUGUAUCUGAAUCUCCUCGAGCUGGAAUACAGCGGAGAUGUGCAGCAGAACGAAGCAGAGAUCUUGGCUUGCUUUGACCGAGCCUUGAACAGCUCAUUGCCUCUUGAGUCGCGCCUUCUCUUCUCCCAGCGCAAGGUCGAGUUCCUGGAGGACUUUGGCAGCGAUAUCAAUGUGCUUGUUAAAGCAUAUGAGGAACACCAGAAACUACAAAAAGAAAGCGAGCCGACAAAGAGGAAAGCAGAGAAUGGCGCUCAAGAACCUGACUCCAAGAGACAGCGGGUGGAUGACAGUUCUUCAGGCUCAGGAACUCUUAUGCCAGACAUGCAGGCCAACAAUUCAGCAUACAACUACAACUGGUACCAGCAGCAGUAUGGAAGCUGGGGGCAGAACUCGUGGGGGCAGUACAACCAGUACGCUGGCUAUAACCAAUACUACCCCCCUCCUCCUACAUGAUUGACAACAUCUUCACCUGAAGAAGGAGACUCAGAAGAAAGCAUCCUUUCUGUCCUGCCUAGAUCUGUUUAGACCCUCUUUAUUUGAUCAGACAUAUUGUUUAAAGAAAUUGAUUGCUACGUUCAUCUCCAACACUGGCUGCUUUUGUGUUUUUUAAAUGCAUGUGUUUGUGAAAGCAAGUUUAUUUUCCCUCUGUGAAAAACACUCAUGUUUUCAAUUUUUUAGAUUGGAUGACUUAGUUUGGUCUCUCUUGAGGAAAUUACUUGUGCUAAAGGUUUAGAUUUGUGAAGGAGGCAUUCAUGGAUGUACCUCUGAGCCCCCUGUUUCUGCUUUGUGAACUCAGAUUUUUAAUAUUUCAAGGUUGUUUUGUUUCUGGAAAGAAACAGAAAUGAAGAGUUUCAUUUUUUAUUUUGACUUAAUUUCAUAAUAAAGAGACUGAUAUCCUGA